AUGGAUCGUAAGGCUUUCGACAAGAAUACUGCACCGCCAAGCGCGCAAACAAAAUCCUCGUCAGCCAAGAAUCACGCCGAACCGCCGCCAUCAAUAGUUUUGGAGCCGGAAGAUGGCGGGGAGAGAUACUCGAUAGGCGCAUUUCUAGGGAAAGGUGGAUUUGCCGUUUGCUAUGAGGGUACAUUGGCGCGCAACGGUCGAGUGUAUGCCAUGAAAGUGGUAAAAUCCCAGAUGCCCCAGAAAAAGAUGGAGGAGAAGUUUCGGACCGAGCUUCAAAUCCACUCCAAAAUGCGACAUCCUUUUAUCGUUCAAUUUUACCGUGCAUUCGCCUUUGAAUCCAGCACAUACGUCGUCCUGGAGCUAUGUCCCAACGGGUCGGUGAUGGAUAUGGUACGGAAACGUCGGUGUCUAAGCUUGCCCGAGGUGCGACGAUUCAUGAUCCAGCUUUGCGCGGCAGUCAAAUAUCUUCACAAGCGAUUUGUCGCACACCGCGACCUCAAAAUGGGGAACCUGUUCCUAGAUCACAAUAUGAACAUCAAAGUUGGAGAUUUUGGACUUGCUGCGAUGAUUCUCUCAGACAAGGAUGCAAAGCGACGAAACACGCUAUGUGGAACUCCCAACUACAUUGCUCCUGAAGUCCUUGAUAAGAGCAAAGGUGGCCAUACACAAAAAGUGGACAUUUGGUCAUUGGGUGUUAUUUGCUUCGCCAUGCUCACUGGAUACCCGCCUUUCCAAUCAAAAACACAAGAAGAAAUUUACAAGAAGGUCCGAAACUUGAGCUAUGUCUGGCCCAAGGAAUCGGACACCAACAACUUCAUUCCGGAAGAAGCGAAGGACCUCGUUACUAGCUGCUUGAACCUAGUUGAUGAGGAACGGCCAGAUCCGGAUGACAUUGUUGAACACCCAUUUUUCAACAUGUACGAUGGCUGCAUUCCGCGCCAAUUGGAUGCAGGUUGUCGUUACAAUAAGCCGCUAUGGCUCAAGGAUGCUUCACCACGGGGUGAUUGUAUGGUGGGUGGCUACAGCCUGGAUUCUGACGAAAAGCUUCGUGCCUAUGUGUACCAAGUGGACGACCCCAGUCAGCGGUACCAUUCCUGCAAGGCUGCUUUCUACUCUCUCUGUGGAGUUGGAAAGAAGCCCGACGGAACGGCUCGAAAAUCUGUGGGAAGGAACUGCUCUAAGUCAGCCUACGCUGAGUGCGACGCAGAGGACCAGAGAGGUUUGCGCCCAGUUGUUCCGCUGACACCUGACUUUGUUUACCGAUGGCCACACGAUCUCGAUGGGGAUUGGUGUCUGUUGGAAACUUCCCGCAAGGUUCGCAGCGAAGAGUCCAUGCUUGACAGCAGCACUCUGUCGCGGCGCAGUGUUGGUGUUCGCCCCAACCCCGUGGCAGCUUCACGAACCAACGCUGCCCUCCUUGCUGCCCAACAAAGGCGCAUGGAGGGACAAAGUCAUGCCGCAACGCUUCGCCAACAAGCUCGUGUGCCUCCUCUAUCUCCCAGAAGGGCACCCGGAGUUAGCGAUCCUCCUGCCUCAUCCGGACCUUACCAUGGCGCCCCAGAAGCAAAACCGACGCAGUCUUUGGCUACUGAGGUACCCGCUGGUGGCCUAGCGGAACGUCCCAUCCGCACACGAAGGCUGGCAUCAGCAUCUCAAGCAACGACUCUGCACAGCAAGGAAAGGGAUGCCGUUCCUCAAUUAACCAAGUCAACAAGCAUGCCAUCAGGCCUGACUGUAGGCAAAACGCGUUCUCAGUCUCGCAGAUUGGCAGCCGCUGACCAGGAGUUGCCACAGGCUUCCAUCCCAACGAGAGAACGGCAGCCAUCUACAAUUUCCGAGGAACGCACAGCGAUCACCCGCCAGACAUCCCUGCGAUCCUCGUCGAGGAUGGACCCGAAGGCUAUCGCGGAGAGAAAUGAACGACGGAAGGCCAGCCCCAUCGAGGAAAGCGCGCGAUCGUCGUCUAGCCAGUCCAAGUCUUCGUCUUCGUCUACUGGACUUACCCGAUCUGAUUCCAAUGGAAUCAGUCGGUCUAAUAGUAAGACAGCCGGGAGGGCCCGCUCCAGCCUAGGAUUGAGUCCUCUUUUCCACACUGAAGAUCUCUGCGAGCUUCUCCCUAGGACUUCGCUGACCGAAGUGAACACCGACUUGCGUCUGUUGCUGUCGAAUUUGGUCAACCACGCGCCCAGUCGUCGACGUGGCGGAGCGAGGAAACAGCCCCAUGCCUAUGUCAUUAAAUGGGUUGACUACACAAAUCGCUAUGGCAUCGGAUAUGUCUUGGAUGACGGUAGUGUUGGAUGUGUUUUCAAGGGAGAAAACGGGCAGCCAGCAACAAGUGUCGUGGUUCGAGAUGGAGAGAGACACAUUCGUCGCAAGGCACGAAGUGUCGAGGACGGCGACAUGAAACCACUGUUUUACUCCGAAUCGGAUCAGCUUGUUCCUCGCAACGGACGUGCGGUUGAGUUCUACGAAAACAGGGACGAUGACUUGUUAGGGUGCCGCGGUAUCCGACGAGCAAUGAUCUCUCCAUCACUUUUCGAUAAGAGCUCAAAAGCGAUGAGAACUCGCACCCAGUCAGGCCCUGAACCCGAACGAGCCGAUGCAGAGAAGAUCAAGCGCAUGAAGCUCGUGGACCAAUUCGGCAAAUACAUGAUUGGAGCACUCGGUCGCCAUGGUGACGAAGGUAUCAUGGACGAUGACAUCCCUCAACAGAAUAGCGGCCAGUUCAUCAAGUUCUACCAGCGGCUCGGCAAUGUUGGAAUAUGGGGCUUCGGAGACGGCGCCUUCCAGUUCAACUUCCCCGACCACACCAAGCUUGUCAUCUCACCAGGCCGCACUCGCAGCUCGUCUCCCUGGGUCGACUUCUACCAUCUCUCGCCAUCCGCCGCCCGAUACUUCGCCGCGAAGGGCAAGAUGCACUCGAACGGGUUUGACACGCGAGCCGUCGCCUCAGAUGAAGCUGCUACGUUCCUCAGCAUCGCCAACGGCGACUCGGUGAACUCAAUCGAAGAUCGAAUUCGCGAUAUCUUGGACGCAAACGCCUUCAUCCAGAAAAUCGCUUUCAUCAAAGAUACCCUCAAAGUCUGGAUCAAACAUGGUCGUCUUGGCGGUCGUCCAGCCUCCGCUGACGCCGUCUCUCCCGAUCAAUCUAUGCCAAGAGAAAUGUUCUGGCAAGGAACUCAAGAACGAUCACAACCAAAUACCCCCGGUACGAAAUUCGUCUGGGUAACAGUCGGUGCACCAGAUGGCGAUGGCCAAUACCGGUCCGUGAUGCUGAAAGAUAGUGAUCGAGAAAGAGUCGCCAAGCGUGCUAGCACGGAUUAUGAGAAGGAGAUGGAUUUAUUGAAAGACAGGCUUCGGGCUCUUGGUCGUUGA
Molecule: messenger RNA, 3375 nt
Organism: Penicillium canescens
Lineage: Eukaryota; Fungi; Ascomycota; Eurotiomycetes; Eurotiales; Aspergillaceae
Product: CDC5/polo family serine/threonine-protein kinase
Exons: 2
Coding region: 1-3375 (1124 amino acids)
Biological process (GO): regulation of cytokinesis; regulation of protein localization to mitotic spindle pole body; mitotic cell cycle
Cellular component (GO): spindle pole; spindle pole body; cytoplasm
Molecular function (GO): ATP binding; protein kinase activity; protein binding
Source: RefSeq, a predicted model, not a curated record